Molecule: messenger RNA, 13502 nt
Organism: Lagopus muta (rock ptarmigan)
Lineage: Eukaryota; Metazoa; Chordata; Aves; Galliformes; Phasianidae
Gene: PRKDC
Product: protein kinase, DNA-activated, catalytic subunit
Exons: 86
Coding region: 138-12542 (4134 amino acids)
Biological process (GO): telomere maintenance; double-strand break repair via nonhomologous end joining; intrinsic apoptotic signaling pathway in response to DNA damage
Cellular component (GO): nucleus
Molecular function (GO): protein binding; DNA-dependent protein kinase activity
Source: RefSeq, a predicted model, not a curated record
GCGUUUCCCCACUGUUCUCCUUCCUCAGAGUGCGCCAACCUGGAUACGAUAGAGGCCUUCCCCCUCCUAUCGCUCCUGGUAGCGUUGGGUCAGUCCGAGGGGCGGCCCCUCGCGGCCCCCAGUCCGUACUGAGCAGGAUGGCGGGCGGCGUGCAGGAGUACCUCCAGCAGCUGCACGGCUGUCUGCAGCCUGGCGAUGCCAUGCGCGGCUAUGGGCUGCUGCGCGGCCUUGGAGAGGCCUGCCUCACCUGCUCGGCCGGCGGCGCGCUGGCGCUGCACGUCUCCCUGGUGUUCGCCCCGGAGCGCGGCCUGCUGGCUUUCGUCUGCCGCUCGCUCGGCGUGGAGGAGUUUCGAGAAUGCAGAGAAGAAGCGCUGAAGUUUCUCUGCGUCUUUUUGGAAAAGAUUGGAGAGAGUGUUCAUCCUUACGCCUGCAGCCUUAAGCAAACUUGCAUUAGUGUUUAUACAAAAGAGAGAGCAGCAAAAUGUAGAAUUCCAGCUCUGGAACUUCUGAUUAAGUUGCUCCAAAGCUUACGACGUUCCUGCCUGAUGGAAGAGAUGAAAGUUGGGGAAAUCUUUAAUAAAUUUUAUGGGGAGCUUGCUAUAAGAAGUAAAGUUUCUGAUACAGUACUGGAGAAGAUCUAUGAGCUUUUGGGAGUUUUGGGAGAAGUCCAUCCUACUGACAUGAUUAACAACUCUGAAAAACUAUUCCGAGCGUAUUUGGGAGAGCUUAAAACACAGAUGACAUCAGCUACGAGGGUCCCCAAGCUACCUGUUGUAGCAGGAUGCCUACGGGGACUGACUGCACUCAUGUACAACUUUACCAAGUCUGUGGAUGAAGAUGCUCAAACUUCAAAGGAGAUCUUUGAUUUUGCAGUGAAGGCUAUCAGGCCACAGGUCGAUCAGAAGCGAUAUGCAGUACAUCUAGCUGGUUUACAGUUGUUCAGCUGGCAUGCUGCUCAGUUUGGUACCCUGCUCUUGGACAGCUAUGUCAUGCUCUUUGAAACAAUGUGUAGAUGGUGUGGCCACACAAAUCAAGAGCUGAAGAAAGCUGGUCAUAAUGCACUGGAUUCAUUCCUCAAGCAGAUGUCUUUAAUGGUGGCGAAGGAUGCAGAGCUACACAGGAGCAAAUUGAAGUUCUUCAUGGAGCAGUUCUACGGGAUCAUCAGAAGAAUGGAUUCGAGCAACAAGGAGCUGUCCAUUGCUAUCCGUGGAUAUGGGCUGUUUGCAGCACCCUGCAAAGCUGUACAUCCUACGGAUGUUGACGCCAUGUACGUUGAGCUCCUGCAGCGCUGUAAGCAAAUGUACCUGACGGAGGCAGAGACAGUGGAUGACCACCUGUAUCAGCUUCCAAGUUUCCUCCAGUCCAUCGCAAGUGUGAUACUCCAUUUAGACACAAUUCCAGAAGUGUACACUCCAGUUCUUGAACAUCUAGUUGUGCUACAAAUCAAUAGCUUUCCACAAUACAGUGAAAAAAUGCAGUUAGUCUGUUGCAGAUCUAUAAUAAAAGUGUUUCUAGCUCUCUCAAUAAAAGGUCCUGUUCUCUGGAGUUUUAUUGGCACUGUUGUGCAUCAGGGAUUAAUCAGAGUAUUCUCCAAGCCAAUGACAUUUUCAAAGGAUGUUUUCAGAAAAGAAACUUCUGGAUCAGAAGACUUCCCAGAAGCUGGAGAGGUUGAGACACCAAAAUGGAAAGUACCAACCUAUAAGGACUAUCUGUAUCUCUUCAGAAGUUUACUGAGUUGUGAUAUGAUGAAGGAAUCCAUUUUUGAAGAAGAAAACUUUCUUACUGGAAAUUCACCACUGCAGUCUCUGAAUCGGUUGCUGUAUGAUGAACUCAUCAAAUCUAUUUUGAAGAUUAUUGAGAAGUUGGAUCUGACUGUUCAGAAACUGAAUGUCCAUGAGCAGGAUGAAAAUGAAACUGACAAUGUUUUUAUUGAGCCUACUUCUGACCCUGCUUCAAACCUUCAGCCAAAGAAGCCUACGGACUUUAUUGCCUUUAUAAACUUGGUAGAAUUCUGCAGAGACAUACUUCCAGAUAAACAUGUUGAAUACUUUCAGCCUUGGGUGUAUUCCUUUGGUUACGAGCUUAUUAUACAUUCAACGAGACUACCUCUUAUCAGUGGAUUCUACAAGCUGCUUUCUGUUACAAUGAAGAUUGCCAAGAGAAUAAAAUACUUUGAGGGUGUCAGUCCAAAGAGUCUCAGAAAAGCUGCUGAAGACCCUGAAAAGAGUUCUUGCUUUGCCCUGUUUGCAAAGUUUGGAAAAGAGGUUACAGCAAAAAUGAAACAGUAUAAAGAUGAGUUGCUGGCAUCCUGUCUAAAUUUUUUACUCUCUUUACCCCAUGACAUCAUCAUGCUUGAUAUCAAAGCAUAUAUUCCUGCACUGCAGAAUGCAUUUAAGCUGGGCCUUAGCUGUACACCGAUGGCUGAUCUGGGACUGGAUGCUUUGGAAGAUUGGUCAGCUCACAUCCCCAGGCAUAUCAUGCAACCUUAUUACAAGGAUGUGCUACCUCUUCUUGAUGGUUAUUUGAAAAACUCUGCAACUGCAGUUGAACCCCAAAAUAACUGGGAAGUAAGGAAGCUUUCCCGAGCAGCCCAGAAAGGAUUUAACAAAAUUGUGAUACAGCGUUUAAGAAAAGCAAAAACUUCUUCAUUGGAUGACAAUCCCUCCUUGGAAGCAGUAAGAACUAGAGUGGCUCGCCUUCUUGGCUCUUUAGGAGGGCAGAUCAACCACAACUUAAUUACGGCCACCUCUGCAGAAGAAAUGAUGAAGAAAUGUGUGUCCUGGGACACCGAGAACCGCCUGAGCUUUGCUGUGCCAUUUGCAGACAUGAAGCCUGUCAUCUACUUGGAUGUGUUUCUGCCUCGUGUGACUGACCUGGCUCUUUCUGCAAGUGACAGACAAACAAAGGUUGCAGCAUGUGAACUGCUACAUAGCAUUGUUGCAUAUAUGCUGGGGAAAGCAUCUCAGAUGCCAGAAAGACAACGGGGUCCACCACCCAUGUAUCAGUUAUACAAACGAAUAUUUCCAGUACUGCUUCGUCUUGCCUGUGAUGUAGACCAGGUAACGAGACAGUUGUAUGAGCCUUUAGUCAUGCAGCUCAUUCACUGGUUUACAAACAACAAGAAAUUUGAAAGUGAAGAUACAGUGACAUUUCUGGAAGCUAUCUUGAGUGGCAUAGUGGAUCCAGUUGACAGCACUCUGAGAGAUUUCUGUGGUCAGUGUGUACGAGAAUUUUUGAAGUGGUCUAUUAAGCAGACAACACCGAGACAGCAGGAGAAAAGCCCAGCAAACACCAAGUCUCUUUUUAAAAGAUUAUAUAGUCUUGCUCUUCAUCCCAGUGCUUUCAAGAGACUUGGUGCAGCGCUGGCUUUUAACAGCAUCUACAGAGAAUUUAGGGAAGAGAAUUCUCUAGUGGAACAGUUCGUGUUUGAAGCAUUGGUGGUAUUUCUGGAAAGUCUGGCUUUAACCCAUACAGAUGAGAAAUCAUUGGGUACCACCCAACAAUGUUGUGAUGCUAUUAAUCACCUGAAGCGCAUAAUCAAGCAUAAAGCACCUGCUCUGAACAAGGAAGGAAAACGGCGGGUGCCACGGGGAUUUCCAGCUACUAAGUCAGUGUGCCUUCAAGAUGUUGUCAUGUGGCUCUUAGUGCAAUGUGGACGACCUCAGACAGAGUGUCGACAUAAAGCCAUGGAGCUCUUUUAUGAAUUUGUUCCUUUAUUACCAGGAAACAAUUCUCCAUCUUCUUGGCUGGCUGAUGUUUUAAAAAAGGAAGACGUUUCUUUCCUUAUUAACAAAUUUGAAGGAGGUGGCAGUGAUGCCAAAAGCCCAUCUGGGAUUCUUUCUCAGCCAACACUCCGUAAUAUGCAGGAGCCCUUUAGUUUACCGACUGUCAUGCGGUGGAUGGACAUGUUCUUAGCAGCACUGGACUGCUACAAUACUUUCUUUGAGCUGCGAAUGAUCAAGCCUCAUGAAAUACUGGGUGUAAAUGACAGGUCCUCAUUCUUGGAAGCAGUGGAUUUCUUCCUUGAAACUAUUGCCUUGCAUGAUAUUCAUGCAGCAGAGCGGUGCUUUGAUUGCAGAUCGAGAGGCAACAUAUUCAGUCCUCAAGAGAAAGAAGUGUAUAAUUACAGUAAGUGUACAAUUAUCGUGCGAAUCAUGGAGUUUGUCACCAUGAUCCUGGAAACAUGCCAGCAGGAUUUCUGGAAGCUACUUGAGAAGGAGUUGCUUAAUGCAAACUUUGUAAAGCUUCUGGUGAUGACAGUGUGUGAUCCAUCACAUAUAGGAUUUAAUACAGCUGAUGUACAAGUCAUGAAAAAUCUCCCAGAUAUAUCAGUGAGACUCUUGAAAGCUUUGAUGAAAUCUCCCUAUAAAGAAAAUUUGCAAUUAUGUUUAAGAAAAAGAAUCACCCCACAGAGCUUUGAGGACCUUUUUUCUGUUGAUCUGUUUAAUUCAGAUGAGCGUUUUGAUGAAGUUAAGUUUAGUGCUGUUCUUUCUGCCUGCAAGCAACUCCAGAAAUCUGGUCUGCUUCAUUCUGUUCUUCACAAUCAGGGUGAAAGGCCUCAUCCCUCAAUUGCCUCUAAGCUUCUUUCAGUUGUUUAUAAAGGCAUUGCACCUGGGAGUGAAAGGAGCUCUCUUCCAGCAGUAGACAUCAGCAGUAAGCGAUUAGCUGAUAGACUCCUGCAGCUUGCCUUUGCCAUUGAUGAUCAGUGUGAGGAACUAGUAAGUCUGCUGUUGAACUCGGUGGUGUUAUCUGUGCCAUUAUCUGAAGCCUCAGAGAGAAACUUUGUCAAUUUUUCUCAUGGACAGUAUUUCUACAGCCUGUUCUCAGACACCAUUAAUCAGCAGCUGCUAAAAAAUCUGGAUGUGGUAGUAAUCCAGCUUAUGGAAUCAUCUGUCAGCAAUCCCCAAAUGGUUGGAAGCAUUUUGAAUGGCAUGUUAGAUCAGAGUUUUAGGGAGCGUACCAUACGCAAGCAGCAAGGAGUAAAACUGGUCACAGCAGUACUGAGAAACUGGAAGAGGCUUGACAGUUGGUGGGCCAAAGGUGCAUCUCCUGAGAGCAAAAUGGCAGUCUUGACUCUGCUGGCAAAAGUUCUCCAGAUAGACUCUUCAGUUUCUUUCAAUACCAGUCAUGAAGCAUUUACAGCUGUUUUUGAUACCUAUACCAGUCUACUUACUGAUCAGAAUUUAGGCUUAAAUCUGAAGGGUCAGGCAGUGAUAAUUCUUCCAUUCUUCACUAAUUUGACUGGAGAAAAACUUAAUGAACUUAAGAAUGCUCUUGAUCAACUUGUAGCUUUCAAUUUUCCCAUGAGUUCAGAUGAGUUUCCGAAAGGAACCUUGAAGCACAAUAACUAUGUGGACUGCACUAAGAAGUUUUUAGAUGCUUUAGAGUUGUCUCAGAGUCCAGUGUUGUUGCAGCUGAUGACAGAAGUCCUCUGUAGGGACCAUAGACAUUCUAUGGAGGACUUAUUUCAAGCCAGCUUCAAAAGAAUUUCCAAAAGGAGCAGCACUGACAAACAAGUAGUACUGCUGGACACUGUUCACAAGAUGUUCCAGAAUGAAGACCUUCUUUCAAAUACUGUCCGUCAAGCUUUUGUGGAUCGCUCUCUCCUCACUCUCAUGUCACACUGCAGCUUGGAUGCUCUGAGAGAGUUUUUUUGCAAGAUUAUAGUGCAGGCUAUGGAUACACUUAAUUCCAGGUUUACAAAGUCCAAUGAAUGUGUUUUUGAUACACAAAUCACCAAGAAAAUGGGUUAUUACAAGCUGCUGGAAGUGAUGUAUAUACGUCUUUCAAAAGAGGACGUUCACUCCAAGGACUCUAAAAUUAACCAAGCUUACCGUGGCUCUGUAAGUGUAGAAGGAAAUGAACUUACCAAGGCACUAAUAAAGUUGUGCUAUGACGCAUUUACAGAAAACAUGGCAGGGGAGAGUCAGCUGCUGGAGAAGAGGAGGCAGUAUCACUGUGCAGCAUAUAAUUGUGCUAUUGCUGUUAUUAGUUGUGUCUUCACUGAAAGUAAAUUUUAUCAAGGCUUUCUCUUUACAGAAAAAUCAGAAAAGAACUUGCUGAUUUUUGAAAACUUGAUAGACUUGAAGCGCCAGUACAUGUUUCCUGUAGAAAUUGAGGUUCCCCUGGAAAGGAAGAAAAGAUACAUUGCUAUUAGAAAAGAAGCCAGAGAGGCAUGGAAUGAUGGUCAGGAUGAACCCAAGUAUUUAGCUUCUGCAUCAUACAUGAUGGAUAGCAGUUUGAGUGAGGAAAUGAGUCAGUUUGAUUUUUCUACUGGAGUCCAAGGUUUUUCUUAUAGCUCCCAGGAUGUUACAGCUGGCAGUGCUCACUUCAGGAGAAAGGAGAUGUCAGAAUACAUGGUUUUGAAUGAUGAGUUGGAACUGGAGAUGGAUGAACUUAACCAACAUGAAUGCAUGGCACCAAUGACCACUCUGAUUAAGCAUAUGCAGAGGAACCAGAUCACACCCAAAGUGGAAGAGGGCACGGUUCCUGUAGACCUUCCUCUUUGGAUGAAAUUUCUGCAUAGUAAGUUAGGAAAUCCAUCAGUGCCAUUAAAUAUUCGCCUCUUCAUAGCAAAACUUAUUGUUAAUACCGAGGAUGUUUUCCGACCCUAUGCAAAGCAAUGGCUUGGUCCAAUGCUGCAGCUUGUUGUUUCUGGCAAUAAUGGAGGUGAAGGGAUUCAUUAUAUGGUAGUGGAAAUAGCAGUUACCAUUCUUUCCUGGACGAGUGUAACUACUCCCAAAGGAAAUAUUAAGGAUGAGAUUUUGGCUAACAGAUUGCUUGAAUUCUUGAUGAAGAAUGCCUUUCAUCAGAAACGAGCUGUGUUCAGACACAAUCUGGAAAUCAUAAAGACAGUUAUAGAGUGUUGGAAGAACUGUCUCUCCAUACCUUACAGCUUAAUAUUUGAAAAGUUUUCUAGUGGAGAUCCUGAUACAAAGGACAACUCAGUGGGAAUUCAGCUGCUGGGAAUUGUUCUAGCUAACAAUUUACCUCCCUAUGACCUGAAGUGUGAAAUAGAUCGCGUCAGGUAUUUUCAGGCUCUGAUCAGUAACAUGGGUUUAUUAAGGUAUAAAGAAGUUUAUGCAGCUGCUGCAGAAGUGUUGGGACUUGCUCUUCAGUAUAUAGCUGAGAGACAAAACAUACUUGAAGAUCCAGUUUAUGAUUGUGUCAUAAAACAAUUAAAACAACAUCAGAACACCCAACAGGAUAAGUUUAUAAUAUGCUUGAAUAAAGUUGUUAAGAAUUUUCCUCCUCUUGCUGACAGGUUUAUGAAUGCAGUAUUCUUUCUAUUACCAAAACUUCAUGGUGUGAUGAAAAACUACUGUUUGGAAGUAAUUAUGUGCCGAGCAGAGGAAAUACCUGACCUCUAUCUGCAGUUAAAGAGUAAAGACUUCAUCCAGAUCAUGAAACACAGGGAUGAUGAAAGGCAAAGGGUUUGUUUGGAUAUAAUAUACAAGAUGCUGUCUACACUGAAACCACAAGAACUUAAAGAACUUCUUCCUGGAGUGACAGGGUUCAUUUCUCACCCUUCUGUAAUAUGUCGACAGCGCAUGUAUGAUAUUCUGAUGUGGAUUUAUGAUAAUUACAGCGAUCCAGAAAGCCAAGCAGAUGACGAUUCUCAGGAAGUGCACAGACUGGCAAAAGAAAUCCUGCUUCAGGGAUUGAUUGAUGAGAAUGCUGAACUGCAAUUAAUUGUUAGGAAUUUUUGGAGUGAUGAGACAAGAUUACCUGCAAAUAUUCUUGAUCGUAUGCUGAUGUUGUUAAGCUCUUUAUAUUCUGCCAAGAUUGAAACGCAGUACUUGAGUCUGAUCACAAAUUUUCUGCUUGAAAUGACCAGCAAAAGCCCAGAUUAUUCCAGAAAAAUAUUUGAGCACCCACUAUCUGAAUGCAAAUUUCAGGACUUUGUAAUUGAUUCCAGUUGGCGUUAUCGAAGUACCAUGCUCACACCUAUGUUUGUGGAGACUCAGGCUUCACAGAGUACUAACAGGAAUUCAUCACAAGAAAGAUCCCUUUCCGUUUCUGGGUCAGUAGGUGGUCAAGUGAGAGCUACCCAAAGGCAAUAUGAAUUUACACCUACACAGAAUGUCAGCGGUAGAAGUUCUUUUAAUUGGCUAACUGGAAACAGCAUUGACACUUUGGCAGAGUAUACAGUUCCUUCUUCCUCUGAGUCUUUGUCUUCAUCCAUGCUGUUAGUUAACAAACGGAGUGAAAAAUUUAAACAAGCAGCAUUUAAACCUGUGGGGCCAGAUUUUGGGAAAAAAAGGCUGAGUUUACCUGGAAAUGAAGUGGACAGCAAGACUAAAGGUAUAGAUGAUCGAGCAGAAAUUUUAAGACUGCGGAGGCGUUUCUUGAAGGACCAAGAGAAAGUCAGUCUGAUGUAUGCUAGAAAAGGUGUGGCUGAACAGAAAAGAGAAAAGGAGAUGAAAUCUGAGCUGAAGAUGAAGUUUGAUGGCCAGGUUACUUUGUACAGAAGUUACCGUGUGGGAGACCUUCCUGACAUCCAGAUUGAACACUCCAGCCUCAUUGCCCCUCUACAGGGCCUUGCCCAGAAAGAUCCAACAUUUGCCAAGCAACUCUUCAGCAGUUUGUUUGGGGGAAUUUUUCAUGAGGUAGAAAAAUCUAAAAUUCUCUCUGAGAAAAAAGUCAUCAUCCAGAAGCUGCUGAAGGACUUCAAUAAUUUCCUUAGUACAAGCCUUUCUUACUUCCCACCAUUCAUCGCGUGCAUCCAGGAGAUCAGUUACAAGCACAGAGAGCUGCUGGAGCUGGAUUCAGCUAACGUGAGCACGAGCUGCCUUGCAAGCCUACAGCAGCCUGUAGGCAUCCUUCUUCUGGAGCACGCCCUGAUGGCACUGUCUCCUGCAGAGGAGCCCCCGUCAAAGCGGAUGCGUGGCAGGACGGAGCUCCCUCCAGAUGUCAUCAAAUGGCUUGAGCUUGCAAAGCUUUACCGGUCUCUGGGAGAUUAUGAUGUCCUUCGUGGUAUUUUCAGUGGUAAGAUUGGGACUAAGAAAAUUACACAGCAAGCAUUGCUGGCAGAAGCAAGGAGUGAUUAUGCUGAAGCAGCUAAAUGUUAUGACGAGGCACUUUCCAAAGAAGACUGGGAAGAUGGGGACCCAACUGAAGCAGAGAAAGACUUCUGGGAACUUGCAUCUCUGGAAUGCUAUGACCACCUCACAGAGUGGAAGUCUCUGGAGUAUUGUGCUACUGUUAAUAUUGACAGUGGUAAACCUCCAGACUUGAGCAAAACAUGGAAUGAUCCAUUUUAUCAGGAGACAUAUCUGCCCUAUAUAAUACGCAGUAAGUUGAAGCUACUGCUCAAUGGGGAAAAUGACCAGACUUUGCUGACUUUCAUUGAUGAGGCAAUGAAGACAGAACAGAAGAAAGCUCUGAUAGAAAUGCAUUACAGCCAAGAACUUAGUCUACUUUACAUCCUGCAAGAUGAUUUUGACAGAGCCAAAUAUUACAUUGGCAACGGCAUGCAGAUCUUCAUGCAGAGCUAUUCCAGUAUUGAUACUUUGUUAUACCAAAGUCGAAUGAGCAAACUGCAGUCUGUACAAGCUUUGACAGAAAUACAGGAUUUCAUCAAUUUUAUGACCAAAACAAGUAACUUAACUUCACGGGCUAAAUCCCUGAAGAGACUUCUCAGAACUUGGACAAGCAGAUAUCCAGAUGCUAAAAUGGAUCCCAUGAACAUCUGGGAUGAUAUCAUUACAAAUCGGUGCUUCUUUCUUGAUAAGCUGCAAGAGAAAUUUCUCUGUGAUCAGGCCAAUGAUAGUAUGGAGGUGGAUGAAGAAAGUGGUGUUGGAGACCAAAUGGAAGUAGAUCAACAGGAUGAAGACAUUCACUCAAUGAUUAGAAGCUGCAAAUUUAACAUGAAACUGAAGAUGAUAGAAAGUGCCAGGAAACAGAACAGCUUCUCCGUUGCCAAGAAGCUUCUGAAGGACCUGCGCAGAGAGGCCAGAACGAGGGAGGACUGGCUGGUGAGGUGGAACUGUGCCUACUGCCGCUUCGUGCAUAGCUGCAGCCAGAGCCAGAGUUGUCCUGAACGAGUGCUUUCUGUGUUAAAAACCAUCUCCCUACUCGAAGAUACCAAGUCAGACUACCUUAAUGAGAACAUAAUGGCCUUCCGAAACCAGAAUCUUCUGCUGGGUACUACGUACCACAUCAUGGCCAACACUCUUAGUCAGGAUCCAAAAUGCUUUGAGCAAAUAGAGGAAAAAAAAGCUGGGAAAAUAUUGGAACUGUCGGGAGAAAGUUCUGAGAGUCCUGCAAAGAUAUUAGCAGGUCUGAACAAGAGAGCUUUUCAGUGUUUCAGCAGCGCUGCAAGGAAGUCUGAAGAAGAAGUGCAGUCCCUCUCCAUGGAACACGUUGACGUGAAGGGAGUUAUUGAUGCAUAUAUGACUUUGGUUGGUUUCUGUGACCAGCAUCUGCGCAAGGAAGAAGAAGGCUCACUUGAAAUUAACAGUGCAGAUCUGCAGCUAUUCCCAGCUAUUGUGGUGGAGAAAAUGAUAAAAGCUUUGAAACUGAACUCCAGAGAAGCCAGGCUGAGGUUUCCUCGACUGCUACAAAUAAUUGAAAGAUAUCCAGCAGAGACACUGGGUCUGGUGACACGAGAGCUUUCUUCAGUUCCCUGCUGGCAGUUCAUCGGUUGGAUUAGCCAGAUGAUGGCACUCCUUGACAAGGAUGAAGCAGUGGCUGUGCAGCACACUGUUGAAGAGAUCGCAGAUACCUACCCGCAGGCAAUCAUCUACCCGUUCAUGAUCAGCAGUGAGAGUUUCUGCUUCAAAGAUACCGCAGCAGGCUGUAAGAACAAGGACUUCGUAGCAAGCAUCAAGAACAAGUUGGACAGAGGAGGAGUAGUUCAAGAUUUUAUUCACUCCCUGGAACAGCUCUCUAAUCCUGUAAUGCUUUUUAAGGACUGGGUUGAGGAUGUCAGAAAUGAACUUGUAAAAACUCAGAGGAAUAAAAGUAAACUUAAGGAAAUGUAUGAAGGAAUGUACAAGAAUUUGGGAGAUGUGAAGACUCCUGGCCUUGGAUGGCUGAGGAAACAGUUUGUUCAGGCUUUUGGGAAGGAUUUUGACAGUCAUUUUGGAAAAGGCGGUUCAAAGCUGUUGAAUAUGAAGGCCAGUGAUUUUAAUGAGAUCACAACAUCUCUUCUCACAAAAAUGAACAAAACCCAUAAAGAACCUGCAAACCUGAAAGAGUGUUCACCAUGGAUGAGUGAAUUCAGAGCUGAGUUCUUGAGGAAUGAGCUGGAGGUCCCUGGUCAGUACGAUGGGAAGGGAAAACCUCUGCCAGAGUACCAUGUGAAGAUCUCUGGGUUUGAUGAACGGAUAAUGGUGUUGGAAUCCUUGAGGAAACCCAAGCGCAUAACAAUCCGAGGCAGCGAUGAGCAGGAGCAUCCUUUUCUUGUCAAAGGUGGAGAAGACCUGCGACAAGACCAACGCGUUGAGCAGCUGUUUGAUGUAAUGAACAUCGUCCUUUCCCGAGAUGCUGCCUGCAGCCAAAGGAAUAUGCAGUUGAAAACUUACCAGGUCAUCCCCAUGACCACAAGGCUGGGACUCAUCAAGUGGCUGGAAAAUACCUGUACUUUGAAAGAAUUCCUGAGGAACAGCAUGACUGAAGAGGAAUACACCAACUAUAACAGCCGAAAAGGACCUCGUGCUGCCUAUAAUGACUGGCUGUCCAAAAUGGGUGGGAAGGCACAAGGCUUAUCUCGAUACUCUGCUAUGUACAAAAAUGCAAGCCGCACAGAAACAGUUACUGCCUUCAAGAGCAGGGAGAACAGUGUUCCAGAAGAUGUGCUGCGGAGAGCCUUUGUGAAGAUGAGCACAUCUCCUGAAGCUUUCCUGGCUCUGCGGUCCCACUUUGCCAGCUCGCACGCACUGAUGUGCAUCAGUCACUGGAUACUCGGAAUUGGAGACAGGCACCUGUCCAACUUCAUGAUUAACAAGGAGACGGGUGGCAUGGUGGGAAUAGACUUUGGGCACGCGUUUGGCUCAGCCACGCAGUUUCUGCCCGUGCCGGAGCUGAUGCCUUUCCGCCUGACGCGCCAGUUUGUGAAUCUGAUGAUGCCAGUGAAGGAGUGGGGCCUCAUUUACGGUGUGAUGGUGCAUGCCCUGAGAGCAUACCGUGCAGAUCCCGAUCUCCUCAUCAGCACAAUGGAUGUGUUUGUAAAAGAGCCUUCCCUGGACUGGAAGAACUUUGAACAAAGGCAGCUGAAAAAAGGAGGCACAUGGAUUAAGGAGAUAAACACCGCUGAAGUAAACUGGUACCCUUUGCAAAAAAUCAGCUAUGUCAAAAGGAAACUUACGGGUGCCAAUCCUGCACGAAUCACUUGUGAUGAGCUGCACCUGGGCUAUGAGAAGUCACCUUUUUACAAUGACUUUGCAGCUGUUGCUCGUGGCAGCACUGACCAUAAUAUCAGAGCCAAAGAGCCAGAGGAUGGACUGUCUGAGGAGAGCCAGGUGCGGUGCCUGAUAGACCAAGCGACGGACCCCAAUGUCCUCGGCAGGGUGUGGGAAGGAUGGGAACCUUGGAUGUGAGGCUGCUCUUGAAAGUCCACUCUGAUGAGGGGAGGAACCCUCACACACAGCUGCAGCCAGUCCGAAUUUUAAGGCCAAGGAGCGAAAAGCCAUUUUUAUCAUCGUCAGUUAACUUGACUAAUGCAGGAAAUGUUCUUGUACUCAAACAGUGAUUUGUUUACAUGGUUCUGUAACCAAACAGCUGUAUUGGCCUCAUGUUAACAUCAGUGUGGGAAAAACUGGUGAGGCUUCAGAGCUUGAGGGGCAGUCUGGAAGGUGCUCCAGGCAUGCAGACCAGAGCAGGAAUUCACACCCUCUACAUUUGCAGCCAUCCUUUCAGUGAAAGUGCGUGCUUUGUUUGUUUUUGUUUUCCUUCCCAAAGAUCUUGCUGGAAACCAUUCUGCAGACACAUUAUUUGUAAUUAAAAUGGGGAAGUUUUUCUGUCAAUAGAAACUGUAAAGCACGUAGUAUAACUAACCAGAAAAUAUCUUUUAAUACUAGAGAACACCUGAAGUAUCUGGAUGGCUGUUUCAUUUCUGGGUGAUGAGAAAGCAGUGAUAGCACCAGUUUGUUACAGCAGUUUGGUUUUUAACAUUUAGACAUUUUGGCCUGUGACCUCUGUACUUUAUAGAGGUCUGCAGUCCUCAUUUUUUUAUUAAUGCCAAAUUAACUUUGGAAAGCCAAAGCCAAAAGGAGGCACUGACAGCGCAGCAGAGAACUGCUGCCCAGCGAAGUAAUAGCUGUUGCACUUUGGUAUUUGCGUGUGACAAAGCUGAGGAACUGUGUGAGGUUUGGCUCUUCUUGUUGGCUGCUCUCGGUAACCUUGGUGGCAGGUACAGCACAGGUGACGAGGGGGCAAGAUAGUUCUCUUAAAACAUUGUGGUUAUUUGUUACCCAGAGUUCAGCGCAGAAGAUAACUUCCAUUGAUGUUUUUAAUAAUUAUCAUAAAAGAUGUAAUAAAAGUGAGUCUUUGCCCUUUCA